Helianthus annuus (common sunflower) is the source of this 723-nucleotide messenger RNA. RefSeq lists its product as uncharacterized. The record is from RefSeq and is a predicted model, not a curated record. NCBI's taxonomy places the organism in Eukaryota, Viridiplantae, Streptophyta, Magnoliopsida, Asterales, Asteraceae. The coding region runs from base 1 to 723 and encodes 240 amino acids. The transcript has a single exon.
AUGGCGGACGAUGAUCAACCCAAACCAAAUGAGCCGAUCGACACUAGCUCGCCCCUAUACCUUCACCCUUCGGAUUAUCCGAGACAAAUGCAGGUUAACGAUACUCUAACCGAUAGCAACUUCAAUGAUUGGGUACAGGAGAUGUCGAAUUUUCUGUUCGCCAAAAAUAAAAUAGGUUUUGUAGAUGGGAGCAUUCGAAAACCGGAGCAUACGAGCAAAGAAUACAUGCCAUGGAUGCGCUGUGAUGCGAUGGUGAAGGGCUGGCUGACCACGGCGAUGGAUAAGGAGAUACGAGCAAGUGUUAAAUAUGCAAAUACGGCUUCUGAGAUCUGGGGUGACUUGAAGGAACGCUUUGGCAAAGAAAGUGCACCAAGAGCGUAUGAGUUAAAACGAUCGCUGCACAUUACACGUCAAGAUGGAGGUACAGUUUCAGCUUACUAUACACGAUUGAGAAAGAUUUGGGACGAAAUCAACGUUGUAUUGCCGACACCGUACUGCACCUGUAAUGGAUGUAAAUGCGAUUUAGGAAGGAAGCAAGUGCAAAAUAAAGAAAAAGAAAGAUUAUAUGAGUUUUUGAUGGGGUUGGAUGAUGAUUUUGGUGUCAUUAGAACUCAAAUACUUGCAAUGAAACCAACCCCAUCCUUAAACAAUGCAUACCACAUGGUCGCGGAAGACGAGCAACAGCGGAAUAUGACGGGAAAAAGGCAACAUUUGAAGCAGUAG